Messenger RNA from Hypanus sabinus (Atlantic stingray), 6504 nucleotides. RefSeq names its product GDNF-inducible zinc finger protein 1-like. The transcript has 8 exons. The coding region runs from base 307 to 3252 and encodes 981 amino acids. The record is from RefSeq and is a predicted model, not a curated record. Gene Ontology annotation, molecular function: protein binding. Lineage: Eukaryota; Metazoa; Chordata; Chondrichthyes; Myliobatiformes; Dasyatidae.
CGCAGGCGCGGUGCCGUGCCGGGCUGUGAGCAGCGGGCGCGUGCACGCCAGAGAGGACGAGCACCAGCCGCAGAGCGGCAGUCCUGAUGGCGGCCUAGAGCCUCCUCUUCCUUCCCUCCCCACGCCCCCGGCUCCAACUGCACAGGCCCUGCGCAGCCUAGCCGUCGGUUAUUAAAAUGUCUAUAAAUUGAAGAAAGAAUGAACAUGCUUAACAGCUUUGAAGACCAAGAAAUGAAUGAAUUGCAGCAGAAAAUUUAAGUGUUAAACUUUAAUUAACUACAGAGUGAGAAUGAAGGCAAACAUUAGAUGAGACAUUUACAGAUUAGAAGGAACAAGAAGGGGAUGGAUCCAUCCAAAGUUACUAUGGAAUCGAAGGAUGCUGCUUCAAAUCUCUUGAGCACGUUGCAUACCUUUUACCAGUUUGGCCAUCUGUGUGAUGUAACUGUCCAUACAGAACACCUUGGAGUUCAAGAAGAAUUUGCUGUUCACAGAGCAGUGUUGGCUGCCUCAAGCAAUUACUUUAGGGAACUAUUCCUAAGGGAUGAGCUGUCUGUAAAAAAGGAAGCUACAGUCACCUUGCAGGAUAUAUACACUGAGGAUUUUACUUCGUUUUUGGAGUUUGUAUACACAACAAAAAUACAGAUUGAUCCACAGAAUAUAUAUCGAAUGCAAGAGGUUGCUGAAAGGUUAGAAUGUAAGGAUCUUGUGGAAGCCUGUGAACAUUUGAAGGUGAAGCUUUUGACACAAAGUUUAGAUGUAAAGGAACAAAUCUGCAAAGAGCCCCAACCUCCUAAUAAACCCGAAAAUGAUUGGAGUAAAACGUAUUCACGGGAUCUGGACGACCAGAAGACAGAGGAUUCAUCCAAGACUGUUGCUGUGCCAGAUGGAAACAGACCUUGGGACAAAGUACCAAAAAAGAAUACAUUUGAAAAAAAACAAUCACAAUUGGAUGACUGCAUACAACAGAGAAGUAAAAAAAAUGUCACUGGGUCAAUCACUGUCAUUGAUCCAAGCACAAGAAUAGGUAAAUCAACAGCAUAUGCCACAAAAAAUGAGAACAUGAAGAAUGUUAAUAUUGUUGAUGAGAUUACUGAAAAAGAUAGCCACAGGUUUAAUUCAAUAAUCCAGGCUGAUUCUCCAGAAACUAGAAUUGUGAUCAAGAAGCUCCACUAUCUAGAAGAUGAAGAUGGAAUACAGGAUGAACUUGAAAGUGCAGAUAACUAUGAGUUGAAAAAAGUAACUCGGAGUGCCUCCAAACGCAUGGCUCAGAAUUAUACAUGUGAUAAAUGUCCCCAGACUUUUCAGUUUUUGAAACCCUAUCAAGCUCAUAUGAGUUCUGAGCAUGACAUUACUAUUGUGGUAAAGUACAGCUGCAAUACGUGUUCUCAGCUAUUUUCUAAUUAUCAAAACCUAAGGCAACAUAGACUGACUGUUCACAACAAUGAGCGUCCCUUUGCAUGUUCAUUGUGUGACAAGCGAUUUAAACGCCAAAAGGACAUCAAUGACCAUAUUAGGAGGGUGCAUGAGAAGAAAAGAGCUCCUCAGACCUGUCCUUUUUGUGACAAAGUUAUUAGUUCAAAAUGUGGCUUGACUGUCCACAUCAGAACACAUACAGGAGAGAAGCCUUACAAAUGUCAGUAUUGCCCUGCCAGCUUCGCCCAGCGGUCUGCUUACAACACUCACGUAAGAAAGAUACAUGAAUCCGGUCAAGAGAAGAAGCCACCAUUUAUGUACUGGAAAGUAGUGCCACAGGUAGAUAAGCCAGAUGAAAUUGCUGGUAUUGUCAUGGAUGUCAGUACUAACAGAGACAAAUGGGAUAGAUCAGAAGAUAAUGACUUGGUCGUGAAUGCUAGCAAUAACAAGGAAACAUGUGAUGAAGAGCAACAGAGUACAUCUCAUAGAGAAAUUACAGAAUGCAGUGAUAUAAAUGAAACUGAAGAAGAUAAGGCCAAAGAUACAAAAUAUACAAAUGCACAAAAUGGCCUGCCAAAUAACAAAGGAUGUCAUGUUAUGAAUGAAGGUAGUGGAGAUGAUGAAACUGAAGACUUUGAAAAUGAUGCUGAAGAAGAGUGUGGAGUAGAGGGUAACGAAGAAAAUAGCACAGAGUAUGAGGACGAUAAUGAAAAAGAUGUAGACUACUCAAAUGAACAUGAUCCUGAACCAAGUGAUUCUGAUGAGGACUCUGAAACAAGGAAAGGCAGUAAAAAAGGAAGAUCACAAAAAUUAAAUCACAUUAUUAAAUGUGAUAAGUGUGAUGAUGAAUUUGAGUCCAGAAAGGAGUAUGUGAUUCACUGCAAGGACAUACACCAGUCACUACCUGGGAAAGUAUAUCACUGUGAGAUUUGUGGCAAGGCUUUUGCCACCCACAACAGCUGGAAAGAGCACUGUGCUUGUGUUCACAGCGAUGAAAGACACUUUGCUUGCACUCUAUGCAAUGCUACAUUUAAGAGGAAAAGGGAUGUACGGACCCACUAUGCUCGGAAGCAUGAAGGGCGUAUAAAACGUCCACUAUGCUCUGUUUGUGGAAAGAUUCUGAGUUCACGAACUGCGCUGGUAUUCCAUAUGCGGACACACACAGGAGAGAAGCCUUAUGAGUGCUCCAUAUGCCGUUCUCGAUUUGCCCAACCAUCACAGCUCAAAAUUCACACAAGGUCACACACUGGAGAAAAACCCUAUAUUUGUGAGGAUUGUGGAGCCUGUUUCACUGAUAAGGCUAAGUUAAAUGGCCAUAAGAGAACACAUACAGGGGAGCGCCUUUAUGGCUGUGAUGUUUGUGGGAAGCAUUUUGCCACCAAUGAGUACUUGAAAUGUCACAAGCGAUGUCAUAUGGGUGCAAAACCUUACAAAUGCGAUGCGUGUGGAAAAACCUUUGGUCUGAGAGCCUCCUUGGCCCAACACAGCAAUAUACAUGCAGAAACACGUCCAUAUUUUUGUGUACAAUGUGGAAAAGCUUUUACCCAGCAGGGGGCACUUCGGCGUCACCAAAGAAUUCACACAGGGGAGAAGCCUUACAAGUGCAAGGCUUGUGAGCGAACUUUCACAGAUAUGUCCACACUGAGAAGACAUGUGUCUGUCCAUGACCGAAAUGCCCACUGGCGAUCCUAUUUGAUUGAUCUUACCUCAAAGAAAGAUCAUAAUUGGUCAAAAAUUGAAACAUUGGCAGAUGUGUGUGUCUCAGAUGACCGUGUACAAGUUAGCUGGAUGAGCAUCCGAAAUGAACAGCCAGUAGAGGGCAUGGCACUAGGUGACUGACUGAUGUUACGUAAAGGCAUGGACACAGCACACAUUAUAUGUAUUGACUUCAAAUUUGUGAUGAAAAAUAUGAUAUAUUUUUAUUUCUAAUCAAAUAUCUCUUUAAAAGCUAGUAAUACUUUAUAUAUACAGCACUAAUAUACUAUUCAGUUAAAUUUAUAAUAAUAAGCUACAUUUUAAUUUUUAUAUCUAUUAUUGCCAUCGGGCACAAUUCUGCAGUUUAUCCAAACCUGAAAUAUCUAAUUAGAUUAAUUUGAUUUUGGCUCACUUAUAUCAAUGAUAAUUUAAUACUAGUAUGUCACUCUUUACAUUUUCUUUCUUGAUCUUUUAGAUCAGGGUAUUAUCAUCCAGUAUUUAUAACAACUAAGUGCAUUCAUCACAUAUCAUGCAUUCUGGUUAAUUAGGCACAUCAGGACCAGUAUAUGCCCAAUUAAGCAGCUGCCCCAGUUGGCUGACAUUUCAUGGAAAUAGUUAAAAAGGUAUUUUAAAAAAAAACAAAAUACUGUUUAACCAAGUACCAUAUCGUGUUUUUAAUUCAGAACACUACCAAUAUCACUAUAGUACUAUAAAACUGUAUACUAGUUCCUCGUAGUUAUCAACAGAGGUAUUCAUCCAGUAUGCUGCCAUGUGUAUUUUUUGAUUAACUGUAAAUGAUGACAAAAUCAGCACAGACAGUCCAUUAGUGCCAAUAGUGGACUGCUUUCAUACAAUGCUUUCAACGAUUGCAUUCUCCAAAUCAUCACUUUCAUUGCAACUUUCAAAAUGAUUAUAAAAAACUUAAUUCUUUGUAGUGCCUAACUUGUUGAAAUAGUGAAAUCAUUUCAUUUUCAUUCCCAGCCAUUUCUAGGAAACUCCAUGCCUGAAUGCUUGAAACUGUAGUGAGCAAAGCUAUUCUGAAUUGCCUUAUUUCUCGCCAACUAUCAGUGACAAAAAUUACUGCCUUGUGAACACAAGCACACACAGCUGAUGCUUUUAAAAACUGAUCACUCCAAGCAUGGUGUAGUGUCUUAAUGGCCACACAAGUGCACCCAAUUAACACUAGUUAGAAACUGUUCAGCAGUGGUCUCCUGUCCUAAUUAAACGACAUGGUAUCCCAAAUAAACAAAGGGAAUCCUGGUUAUUUUCUGAACUAGUUUUUGUUCUUUGAGAGUUGUCCAAAUUAACCAGCUGUCCUGAUUAACUGAUGGCCCAACUAACCAGAAUCCAUUGUAUUUACUCAGUUGCUGUAAGAGGUUUACCAAACUGAUAGAAUGAACAGCAACAAACUGCAGCUUAAAUUUCUAUUCAUUAAUUCAGUUGUAUGUACAUUUCUAAAAUGUAUCUGCAUUUCGAAUUGGCCUCACCUGAAAUGUACCUUUUUGUAAUGAAUAACUUUAUUUCUAGGGAGCUACCAUUUGCAUCUGCUUAUAUCACAAGAUUAAUUUUAAACUGUAUUAGAAUAUUUAAAUUAAUAUAAGAUUUAACUCCUCAGAAGUUUAGUAGUUGAAUGCUUAAAGAUUAAAAGAAUUUGGUUAAUGGUAUAAAUGCUUUUGAACCUAUUUUGGUAUUGACUUGCUUUUUUCAUGCAUAUUACCAUUAGUGCAAUUUCACAAAGGCAAGGUUUGCAAGCAAAUCAGCAACUGAUUAAAUUUAUUUAAUCAAAUAUUAUUUUAUUUAACAAGAUGUCUUGGUACCUUCUGCUCUUGAUUAUUGUCUUUAACUUUAGAACAGGUGCCUGAAAAUCAGAUGUUAUUUCCUACACUGAUCACACAUCGGUGACAUACUUGUUGGAACGCAGUGCAUUUAAUCCUCAUUUAAUCAACUGUGAUAAGUGUUUAUGUAAUAUCAUGUAGUCACAUUGUAAUGUCAUUUUUUAAAUGCUACGACUAAAUAAUGCCAAUAAUUGAGCUUCUGUGAGUUGUGCAUAUUUACUUGUAUGGUUAUAUUGAGUAAACAACUGUGGUGCCAUUUUUUUAUUAUUAGAAGGCAUCAACUAAAAAUUAAAGAAGGGUAUGAAUCCUAGUCUGUUAAAUGUACCAGUCAAGGUAUAUUCAGAAUUUUUGAAGUUGAUAGAGAAGUGUAAUUCAAAAAUUAGUGCAAUACUUUAAAACAUAUCUUCAAUCUAUUGCAAUUAACAGUAUGAAAUCAAGAAGCAUUAAAGUCUUUUAUUUGAAACAAACAGUAUUGAUUUUGUUUUUAAUUCAUGUAUUUCUGCUUUAGAAAUAAAAAUGUACAGCAUAAUCUUGUUUAAAAUAGCAAUAAUGUGUCCCAAAAUCCAGCAAAGAUCUGGAGAGAGGAAAGGUCUAAUCUUGCCUCAAAACUGAAUAUCAAGAAGUUUUCCUUGACGUACAUGGGGAAUACUGAUUUGUCUUUCACUAACGUCAGAAACAAAAAUGGUACGGGCUGGAAGAUUUGACAACUUGCCUAGCCCCAGUUCCCCUUGGCACCUUGAAGCAAUGGGCAGUGAUAAUUUAGCCAGCAGCCAAAGGGACAGAACAAUAGCAGUCAGGGAAUUAACAAAGCAAUGAGCCUUAAUGCUCAACUUCCCAGCAGUUUUCCUCCACAUUUCAUUGGCAGGUCAACUGGAUUUUUGGAUUUUGAAGUGUAUGAGGUUGGUGCAGAAAAAUAAAGAUCUGGUAAAAGACAGCAAUGUCCCUGUUGAAUGAUGUAGCAGAUCGAAGGGGCUAAGUGACCUACUACUUUGGUGUUCAGUGGAUCACACAGCCAAUGCUCCCCCAUCGUCGUAAUCUGUGCUUUCUUUGUAAUUACAAGUCUCCUCUAUCCUGGGCAGAAGGUAUUUAUUCAUUUUCAAUGCUGGUUUUAUGGUGACAAAAUCACCACAGAUCCUGACAGACCCACCCUGCAUGGCUACUUGAACCACUGGCAUUGCCAAUGAGCCCCACUGAACUCCUUCAGCCUCCAUGCUAUCUAGCUUGCUGGCUACUUUAUCACAGAUGGUAUAAGCAACUGGGCAAGCUUUGUAAAACUUGGAUGUGGUAUGGCAUUUUCAUUUAACACUAUUUUACCUUUGAUAUGUUUGAGUUUUCCAAAGUCAUCUUUGAGCACUGUUUUGGCAUCAUCCAGUAGCUUUCUUAAUUUGCUUUCAGUUGACUACUGCAGGGAAUAUGGCAUGCAAAUGGUGGAUGAAUUUCCAAUCAAGUUGUGGCCCCACAAUGCCAUCCAUCCAGUUUUUACCACAUACAUACCCAAAGUCGCUUGUUGGUGGUUGUAUUUCACUGUUAUGAAUGUCAUUUCCACAGGAGUUAUUUUUUU